AUGGCUGCGAUUAUUGUUGGACCCCUCAUCAAGGCCGCAUUCGGCGAGAACGUCUCCGACGUCGCCGAUGUCAUCCUGGGUUUUGAUUUCAGUAAAAUGGAUGUCACCACUACUCAUUCGGAGGAGUAUCUCCACACGGAGCUUGCACCAAGUUACGGCAAGCUCACCAGCAGCUCGCUAGAGGAACUCGACGACCAUUUGAAGAUCAUGAUGAGUGGAACGAUGAAGAGUCUGGCCAAACUGGAGAACAAGGACUGGGCAUCGGUUGUGGGCACCAUGAUGCAGAACCCGCUGCUCGAGACUGACGGAUCGGAAAUCGACCGUUCUGAUAUGUUGAUCAAGGAUAGCGUUGCUGAUUUCAAGUUCGACGGUUCCCCUGACUCCGCGAUCGUCAGCGAGGUCCAAAGCUGGUUCACCAAGCUCAUCAACGAUGAAGAUGUCCUUCUGAGCACCAAGAUUGAUCUUCCCAUCAUGGCACAGAUUGUCGCAAGCAGCGGUGCAACCGUCGACAGUUUUCUCAAUUUCUGGGCCAAGCGCGAGCGCCACAGCCAAACCAUGGUCGAUAUUGGCGUUCUGCGCUUCCCCGACGUCGACCACCCUCACUUCAAGCUCUACCGAAUCCAGCUUGAGGCUUGGCAGGACAGCUCCCGCAUCCUUUGGCAUCAAGAAGACAAGAACGGCAUCACCGGAAUCUACACCUGCCGCAGGUUCAAGCCUCGUGAGAGCGUCAUCAAAGGCCUGACCGAUACGGCGCGUGCAAAGGCCAUCGAGGAGGCCAACAAACUGUUUGACUAA
Molecule: messenger RNA, 795 nt
Organism: Sodiomyces alkalinus F11
Lineage: Eukaryota; Fungi; Ascomycota; Sordariomycetes; Glomerellales; Plectosphaerellaceae
Exons: 5
Coding region: 1-795 (264 amino acids)
Source: RefSeq, a predicted model, not a curated record